AUGAGUGCGCAACCAGGACAGAGUGAAGCAGAGAAGAACAUUGAGAUAUGGAAAGUCAAGAAACUAAUCAAAAGACUCGAGUCUGCUCGAGGCAACGGCACAUCCAUGAUUUCCUUGAUCAUCCCUCCUAAAGAUCAGAUCUCUCGUCAAUCGAAAAUGUUGGCUGAAGAGUUUGGUACAGCCUCCAAUAUCAAGUCUCGUGUCAACAGACUGUCAGUGCUAUCGGCCAUCACCUCAACACAACAGAGACUUAAGCUCUACAACAAAGUUCCUCCCAAUGGUCUUGUGGUCUACUGUGGUGAAAUUAUCACAUCCGAAGGCAAGGAACGUAAGAUCAAUAUUGACUUUGAGCCCUUCAAGCCGAUCAAUACCUCCCUUUACCUUUGCGACAACAAAUUUCACACAGAAGCUCUUUCAGAGUUGCUCGAAUCAGAUCAGAAAUUCGGCUUCAUCAUUAUGGAUGGUAAUGGUGCACUCUUCGGCACAUUGAGUGGUAACACAAGAGAAGUCGUCCACAAAUUCUCCGUCGAUCUACCAAAGAAGCACGGUCGUGGUGGUCAGUCUGCCCUUCGUUUCGCUCGUCUCAGAGAAGAAAAGCGACAUAACUACGUGCGAAAAGUGGCUGAACUGGCCGUGCAGAACUUCAUCACAAAUGACAAGGUCAAUGUCGCUGGCAUUAUUCUCGCAGGUUCUGCUGAUUUCAAGAACGACCUCAACCAGUCUGAUAUGUUCGACAACCGAUUGCAGGCAAAGGUCAUCAAAGUGGUCGAUGUGUCCUAUGGAGGCGAGAAUGGAUUCAACCAGGCUAUUGAACUCGCCUCCGAAACGCUUAGCAAUGUCAAAUUCAUUCAAGAGAAGAAAUUGAUCAACAAAUAUUUCGAAGAGAUCAGUCAAGACAGUGGAAAGGUUUGCUACAGCGUUGAGGAUACCUUGAAGGCUUUGGAACUUGGAGCCUGCGAAACCCUGAUCGUGUAUGAGAAUUUAGACGUUACCCGAUGGAUACUCAAGGACUCUAACGGAGCCGAGAACAUCCUGCACACUACCAAAGAACAGGAGUCGGACCGUUCCAGGUUCAUGGACAAAGAGACUGGCCAGGAGAUGGAAGUCGUCGAUCAGCAAUCUUUCCUUGAAUGGCUGGCCGAGAAGUACAAGGACUUUGGUGCAGCUCUCGAAUUCGUUUCUGAUCGGUCAAGCGAAGGCAAUCAAUUCGUCAAAGGUUUUGGUGGAAUUGGUGCUAUUCUUCGCUACAAGGUCAACUUCGAACAAUUAGCUGAUAUUGAUGACGAGGACGAGUUCUACGACGAUUGA
This is a messenger RNA of Lithohypha guttulata, 1308 nucleotides long. It is a transcript of the gene ERF1, whose product is annotated as translation termination factor eRF1. Gene Ontology annotation, cellular component: cytosol; translation release factor complex. Gene Ontology annotation, biological process: cytoplasmic translational termination. NCBI's taxonomy places the organism in Eukaryota, Fungi, Ascomycota, Eurotiomycetes, Chaetothyriales, Trichomeriaceae. Gene Ontology annotation, molecular function: translation release factor activity, codon specific; sequence-specific mRNA binding. The record is from RefSeq and is a predicted model, not a curated record. The transcript has a single exon. Bases 1 to 1308 code for a protein of 435 amino acids.